AUAAGAGAUUUCAAUGUUGCGGAAAGAGAGGAAGAUAUUGGCUACUUUGCAGGUUAUGUGGGAUCUGCAUUUAUGUUUGGAAGAGCUUUGACUUCUGUCUUUUGGGGAGUUGUAGCUGAUCGAUAUGGUAGAAAACGUGUAAUAAUGAUAGGGACUAUUACAAUGGUUGUUUUCAACACCCUCUUUGGCUUCAGUACAUGCUUUUGGAUGGCAGUUGUCAUGAGGUUUCUUCUUGGAAGCAUGAAUGGUUUUCUUGGACCAAUAAGGGCAUAUGCUUCUGAAAUAUGCCGUAAAGAGCAUCAAACUCUAGGGCUGUCAACUGUUAGCACAUCAUGGGGCAUAGGCUUGAUUGUAGGUCCAGCUCUUGGAGGCUUACUGGCACAGCCAGCAGAAAAAUAUCCGAAUUUUUUUUCUAAAGAAUCUCUAUUUGGAAGGUUUCCGUACUUAUUACCUAGCCUUGCUAUAUCAAUCUUUGCAACGGGAACAACUAUUCUUACUUUUUGGCUUCCGGAGACAUUGCAUAUGCAUAAUGAGGAACAUACAGAAGGGCAUUGCACAUUUGAUGAUAUGGAGAGUCCAUCGAAUUUGUCUGAUGCAAAAGAGAAAUCUGAAGAAAUUAAACAAGAACCACCUUCUAAGGAGAGCCUCUUAAAGAAUUGGCCACUAAUGUCAUCUAUUAUUGUAUUUGGUGUUUUCUCACUUCAUGAUAUGGCCUAUACAGAGAUCUUCUCUUUAUGGGCUGUCAGUCCAAGAAAGUUUGGAGGAUUGAGCUAUUCAACUAAGGAUGUUGGUGAAGUUCUUGCAGUCUCAGGAUUUGGGCUUUUAAUAUUUCAACUUUUCAUAUAUCCAUCGGUUGCAAAUGUUCUUGGUCCCAUGAUCGUGUGUCGCAUUUUAGCGGUGUUAUCCAUACCGUUGCUGUCAAGUUACCCCUUCAUAGCCAUGCUAUCUGGGUCUGGCCUUGCGAUUUUGAUAACAUGUGCAUCUCUGUUGAAGAAUGCUUUUUCUGUGUCCAUUACGACAGGAUUGUUCGUCCUGCAAAAUAAUGCAGUGACUCAACAUCAAAGAGGUGCUGCAAAUGGAAUCUCUCUGACUGCAAUGUCUCUUUUCAAAGCAGUUGGUCCAGCCGUAGGAGGUGCAAUCUUUUCUUGGGCGCAAAACCGUCAAGGGGCUUCCUUCCUGCCAGGUGACCAUAUGGUUUUCUUUAUACUAAAUGUGAUCGUGGGGAUUGGACUGCUAAUGACGUUCAAACCAUUUCUUGCUCAGCCCAGUACAUAGACAAAAAUUAGGCUCUAAUCAUACCUGUACAACAAAGAUCCAGCCUGAGAU
Telopea speciosissima is the source of this 1326-nucleotide messenger RNA. RefSeq names its product protein ZINC INDUCED FACILITATOR-LIKE 1-like. The coding region runs from base 73 to 1275 and encodes 400 amino acids. Gene Ontology annotation, biological process: transmembrane transport. NCBI's taxonomy places the organism in Eukaryota, Viridiplantae, Streptophyta, Magnoliopsida, Proteales, Proteaceae. The record is from RefSeq and is a predicted model, not a curated record. The transcript has 15 exons. Gene Ontology annotation, molecular function: transmembrane transporter activity.